AAGAAAAAACGGGUAGGCGCCCAAACAUUAAUUGGAGCGCUAGACCUAAAAAAAACACAGAGCGAGCUAGAAAGAAAAAGAAUGGCAAGCGAAGAAGAGAGCGCGGUAAAAGAGCCAUUGGAUCUCAUCAGACUUAGCCUGGACGAGCGUAUCUACGUCAAGCUCCGCUCUGAUCGUGAACUUCGCGGAAAACUCCACGCGUAUGAUCAGCAUUUGAAUAUGAUUCUUGGGGAUGUUGAAGAAAUUGUUACUACAGUCGAAAUCGACGAUGAAACCUAUGAAGAGAUUGUUCGGGCUACAAGACGCACAGUGCCUUUCCUAUUCGUUAGAGGAGAUGGUGUCAUAUUGGUCUCUCCUCCAUUGAGGACAGCUUAACUUGGAGGAUGAAAUUCAAUGUGCAAUCAUCAGGAAGAGAAAUCUACCUUCUUCAUCUGUUGUUUACACUGCCAUUGCUGUACUUUAGAACCUGCCCAAGCUUAUUUUGCAUCAUAUUAUUAACGUAGUUUGGGGUAAAGAUUGCGGAAUAGCCUACAGUUUUAGAUCGUUUUGUAAUUGACAUGACUUCUAAAUUUGGACUGAUUUGUACGAGUUGCCAAGCUGAAACUUUGUUUUAGGGAAAUAUAUAUUAUGGAGCAACUUUGUCAGAA
This is a messenger RNA of Populus nigra (black poplar), 647 nucleotides long. RefSeq names its product sm-like protein LSM3B. Gene Ontology annotation, cellular component: U4/U6 x U5 tri-snRNP complex; U6 snRNP; precatalytic spliceosome. Gene Ontology annotation, molecular function: RNA binding. Gene Ontology annotation, biological process: mRNA splicing, via spliceosome; P-body assembly. The transcript is spliced from 3 exons. The coding region runs from base 82 to 375 and encodes 97 amino acids. Lineage: Eukaryota; Viridiplantae; Streptophyta; Magnoliopsida; Malpighiales; Salicaceae. The record is from RefSeq and is a predicted model, not a curated record.